AUGGGAAUGAAAGUAAAGAAGAAUACUUCUAACGAUAAGAAGAAUAGUAAAACCGUUAACAAGAAACGUGUUUCUAAGAAGAAUAAGCAAAAAGUUCAGACUGAAAAUAAACAUAAGCCUGUUGUGGUCAAAGAUCAAAAUGUAAAAUUUAAGAAUAAACCAAAAAAAAACCCACAAAAAUUGCAGAAAACGUUGAAAAAACUACACAAAGAUGGAGGAAAUCAUGCAUUCUCCAAUCUUCUUAACUCUGAUAUAGUAAAGGUAACAAAUAUAAAAACGAAAGGUAAAUUUAAGAAAAUACAAUUUCAAGACAAAAAUGAAAAGAAACAGGAAAAACUUGGUAAAACUAAGAAACAGAAACCAAAGAAACAUAACAAGUAUCAGGCUUCUGAAGAAUCUAACAUAAAGAUGAAUAAUGUUAAAAAGUCUAAGAAAGGAAAAAAAGUCCCACACUUAACAAAUGCAAAUGGAAUUCAAAAUACUAAACAUAAAAAGAAGGGUAAACAAAGUAAAGACAAUAAAGUAGCAAAGAUGAACAUAUUAGUGCAGAAGAAGAAGAAAGAGGAAACUGCUGGACUUUCAUUAGAAAAAAAUAAUUCUCGAAUGGCAACAAGGCAUAGCAAUUUAGAUCUUAAGAAAUUAGAAGAAAUGCUUGCUGCUAAACAAAAACAGAUGACAAAAAAAAAAGAUAAUCCAAAACCAGUGUCUUUAAGGGAAAGAAUGAUGACUAAAUUAAAAGCAUCUAGAUUUAGGUAUUUGAAUGAAACAAUGUAUAACAGUGAAAGUUCCGAAUCCAAAAAGUAUUUUAAAGAUGAUCCAGAUGCAUUUAAAGCAUAUCACGAGGGUUACCAACAGCAAGUUGAACAGUGGCCCUUAAAUCCUAUUGACGUUAUAAUAUCAUCUAUCAAGAAACUGCCAAAAGAUUAUAUUAUUGCUGACUUUGGCUGUGGAGAAGCACAACUUGCUGCUUCUGUUACUCAUAAAGUACAUUCUUUUGACUUUGUUUCUUUAAAUGAAAAUGUUACAGUAUGUGACAUGGCACAUACUCCUGUAUUAACAAAUGGAGUACAGGUUGUUGUGUUUUGCUUAUCCCUUAUGGGAACUAAUCUUAAAGAUUAUAUCAUAGAAGCAAAUAGGAUUCUCAAGAAAGAUGGUAUUUUGAAGAUAGCAGAAGUUAAAAGUCGCUUUGAGCAAGUAGACGAUUUUAUAAAAGUACUAAGUCAAUAUGGUUUUAAAAAUACUUGGAAAGAUUUCUCCCACAACUUGUUUUACUUCUUAGAUUUUAAAAAAGAGAAAGACAUAAGUGGAAAUAAACAAAAAUUACCACCUAUUACUUUAAAACCAUGUCUGUAUAAAAAACGAUAA
This is a messenger RNA of Dufourea novaeangliae, 1365 nucleotides long. RefSeq names its product ribosomal RNA-processing protein 8. Gene Ontology annotation, cellular component: chromatin silencing complex; rDNA heterochromatin; nucleolus. The record is from RefSeq and is a predicted model, not a curated record. The transcript is spliced from 4 exons. Gene Ontology annotation, molecular function: methyltransferase activity. NCBI's taxonomy places the organism in Eukaryota, Metazoa, Arthropoda, Insecta, Hymenoptera, Halictidae. Gene Ontology annotation, biological process: regulation of transcription by glucose; cellular response to glucose starvation; rDNA heterochromatin formation. Bases 1 to 1365 code for a protein of 454 amino acids.